Molecule: messenger RNA, 1450 nt
Organism: Drosophila kikkawai
Lineage: Eukaryota; Metazoa; Arthropoda; Insecta; Diptera; Drosophilidae
Source: RefSeq, a predicted model, not a curated record
AUGAUAACGAGGCUCUACAAUACCGAAGAGGAUCCCGCCUACUGCUCCUUCAUCUGGGGCUCCAAUCUCAGCAGCACCACCGAUGUCCUGGCCGCGGCAGGCAACUCCUCGCCCGUCUUCACCGACCUGCGCGAUGACUUCUAUCGGGAUGUGGAGGAUCCGCGAACAGAGUCGCUGAGGGAGUAUUGCUAUGGGCUCCUGCUGCCCAUCAUCUGCGCCAUGGGCAUCAUUGGCAACGUGCUCAACCUGAUUGUGCUCACCAGGCGCAAUAUGCGUGGCACCGCCUACAUCUACAUGAGGGCCUACUCCACGGCCGCCCUGCUGGCCAUUGUGUUCGCCAUACCCUUUGGCAUCCGCAUGCUGGUGCACAAGGAUCGAGGACAGUGGGAGGAGUUUGGCCCCGCCUUCUACACCGCCCACUUGGAGCUUUAUCUGGGCAAUGGAUGUUUGGGCGUGGGAGUAAUGAUGCUACUGGUGCUGACCAUCGAGCGUUAUGUGUCCGUCUGUCAUCCGGGCUUCGCCAGGCCCGUGAUGGGACCGCCAGGAGUUGUGGUCUUUCUCACCUGCCUGGCAACGGUGAUUGUCUACCUGCCAAGCAUCUUCCGCGGCGAGCUGAUCAAAUGCAUCCUGGGCUCCAGCGAUGUGUACGUUUACUUGCGACGCGACAACACCAUUUACCAGCAGACCAUCUUCUAUCGCAUCUACAAGAUCAUGCUGGAGGUGAUCUUUAAGUUGGUGCCCACCGUGCUCAUUGGCGGUCUCAACAUGCGCAUCAUGAUGGUCUAUAGGCGCACCUGUGAGCGUCGCCGCCAGAUGGUGCUCAGCCGGAGCCAUGGUCAUGGCCAUGGACACAGUCACGCCCAGGGUCAGGCCCAGGGACAUGCCCAUACCAAUGGCUAUGUGAAGGACGAUGAUCCGCGCAAGUUUGCCGAGGAGCGACGACUGUUCCUGCUGCUCGGCAGCACCUCGAUCCUGUUUCUUGUAUGCGUCUCGCCCAUGGCCAUUCUCCAUAUGACUAUCGCCUCGGAGGUGUAUCCGAGCUUCCCCUUCCAGGUGUUCCGGGCCAGCGCGAAUCUGCUGGAGCUGAUCAACUACUCGCUGACCUUCUACAUCUACUGUUUGUUCAGCGAGGACUUCCGGAACACCCUCGUCCGCACCAUCAAGUGGCCCUGGCUGAAGGGCAAGUUCUGCCAUCAGGCCGAGCACGAGGUGAGUGCCAGUCCGCCGGCGACCGCCGGAACUGUAGCCGUUGCCGUUGCCGUUGGCCAUGGAACUGGCCCUGUUUCUAAUCCACAACCGAUUCCGGCGAUUCCGGCCGUGACUUUCACCCCCGCAGACCCCGAGGACCACGCCCGGCCUCCCAAUGGCGUUCUUCGCUAAGGUGGACACCAGGGACAGGGCCCGGCACAAGCAUCACAUCACCACAACGUCGGCCCUGGGAAGAUCGAGC